ACAGCACUUGUACUUUCGCCUUUGCUGUUGUAUUUUUUUUAAUUUCCGGAUAGACAGGACAUGUAAUAUUGAAGCACGUGAUAAGGCCAUCUCUAUCUGCUCCAUGUAAAAAUCCCAUCACAAUGUCGAGCAAACUCUAACGAGAUCGAAAAACUCAAGGAUCUCAGUACAACGAAGAAAACAUACAUAGUUGAUACUAAUGAAAUGAUCGAUUUGAGGUCUAUCAAUUAUGGAUGGACAAAAUCAUGUUGAAGAUUUCUUAAAUCGAAUAAUGUGACCCGAGUGAUCGACUUUUAAAUGGCAAAUGAUAUUGAGGAAUCAGGAGUACCAGCUUAUGUCUUGUUCGCUCUUGGGCUUCUGGGAAAUGGGUUGGCGCUGGGUGUAAUUUGUUGGAACCGUGAAAAUCACCAAUGGCGGUCUUUCUACAUUUUCUUUGUGGGUCUAGCAGUGUCGGACUUUUUAAAUCAGAUGGUAAUGUUUCCAGUGACGGCAUUGAGAUAUGCAUCGGAUUUUGAUUAUGAGAUUUCUCCACAGAUAUGCCAGUUAAUGUCAUUCUUUUACGCCUUCACACAAAUUUCUUCUGGUAUCAUCAUUGCAGGAAUCACUACAGACCAAUACCUAUUUCUAAUGAUUGGACAGAGUCUUGAUACGAUGCAGGGAAAUCGCCGAAUAUACAUUCUCUUUCUGUGUGUUAUAUGGAUAGUUUCGGCACUCGUAUCUUCACUACAUUUGUUCAUAGGGACUAGCCAAGUAUUUUAUCCUGGCUCCUGGUGCUUUGUUGACGUCACAGAUGGAGGCAUUGGAAACAUAACCAGUGCCCUGUUCUACUCGCUGACGGGGAUCGCUGUUCUCAUUUACACCGUGUCGUUAAAUGUAUGUAUUGUGUACAAGUCCUACAGGAACCCCGAACACCGAUGCCACUUGGUAGAUGCCAACCGUAUAACGGGCUUCUAUGAUUUUCACGUCAACAUGUUUCUAGCUGUGUCUGUGACAGUCUAUGUUAUUUGCUGGGGACCGUUCUUGAUAGAUGUACUUUUACGAUCUGUUAAAGUGGUAUCUGGUAACCCUGGGAGAUGGGAGUUGUGGUUGGUGCGGCUGAUCGACAUAAAGUCAAAUAUAAAUCCUUUCCUCUAUGUGUUAUUACGGAAGGAGUACCUGAGAAAUGUCUUCCUGUGUUGUAAAUCGUGUUGUAUAGGAAACAUCCAAAUACCGACAUCUUGUGAAGAAACAGACAGACUCGUGGGCGUCACAGAAAUGUGAUAUCGCCGGAUCAUAUGUGAUGACUAGCAAUUUCUGAAAACCAAGCAAGCAAGUAAGCAACCAAACAAGCAAGCAAGCAACCAAAGAAGCAAGCAAGUAACCAAACAAGCAAACAUACAAGCAAGCAACCAAACAAGCAAGUAAGCAACCAAACAAGCAAGCAAGCAACCAAACAAGCAAGCAAGCAACCAAAGAAGCAAGCAAGUAACCAAACAAGCAAACAUACAAGCAAGCAACCAAACAAACAAGCAAGCAACCAAACAAGCAAACAAGCAACUAAAGAAGCAAACUAGCAACCAAACAAGCAAACAAGCAACCAAACAAGCAAACAACCAAACAGCCAUCUAUGCAAGUAAUCAAUCAACUAUCUUAUGUCUAGAGAGCCAAACCACCAGUCAUUCAUCUAUAACCAACUUUCCAACAAGCUAUCCAGCUUUACUGUAUACCUACAGCCAAAUAAUUUACAUUUUAACAAUCUCUUCACUUGAAAAUGGCCGGAUAGACGACCAAAUACCGACAUCUUGUGAAGAACAGACAGAAUCGUGGGCGUCACAGAAAUGGGAUAUCGCCUGAUCAUAUGUGAUAAAUGUAUAACAAUGUUAGGAUUAUUGCUAUGACUAAGGUCGUAUGGUGUUGUGUUGUUAGAGGGGAUACAAGUUGUAGAUUAUACGUGAAAAAUAGUUGUGAUUUGAGAAAAUUGUAAACCUCAUACAUUUGACAACUUUCUAAAGCAGAUACUUGUUAAUUGCUUGUGGAUAUAUGAUAAGAAGUUUAUAUACAUGAAAUGUGUGCUUUACAGUUUUUACCAAUUCAUAUAUCAUUUUCUUUCACAUGGACCAUUACUUUUCAAAAGAUAUUGUUAUAUAUCGACGACGUUUUAUCUAUUGAAAAUAUUAUUUUCAUUCAUAUGUUGAUUUAAUAUAUCCAUGUGAACACCGAAAUAAAAGACAUCACAGAGUC
Messenger RNA from Ostrea edulis (European flat oyster), 2220 nucleotides. RefSeq names its product prostaglandin E2 receptor EP4 subtype-like. Gene Ontology annotation, molecular function: G protein-coupled receptor activity. Gene Ontology annotation, biological process: adenylate cyclase-activating G protein-coupled receptor signaling pathway; positive regulation of cytosolic calcium ion concentration; inflammatory response. The record is from RefSeq and is a predicted model, not a curated record. The transcript is spliced from 2 exons. Gene Ontology annotation, cellular component: plasma membrane. Lineage: Eukaryota; Metazoa; Mollusca; Bivalvia; Ostreida; Ostreidae. The coding region runs from base 298 to 1260 and encodes 320 amino acids.